AUGCCGUCUGAGGUUGAAAUUGUGGUUGAGAAAGAUGAUGAUGAAAUUGAGGUUACUGGAGAGUCCAAGGAUGCUACAGAGAAGGAAGCGAAGAUAACCCAAAAAGUUGUCCCCAUGCCUAGACCUCCACCUCGAUUCCCACAGAGGUCCAUGAAGAAGGAAAGCAAUAUCAAAUCAGUAUCAGUGGUGACUCAUAUUGUGGAGCGAGAUUUGGAUGUCUUUAUUAAAGAGCGGUUGGGGGUUGAUGCACUUGCAUCGGUAAUGAUGAUUUUUGAGGGUGAUGCUGAUUUGAAUACGGAACAAGUUGAGGCUUUGGUUUCUAUGUUGAAGAGGUUCAAUCGGGCUAUUGGGUGGACUAUUGUGGACAUUAUUGUGAUUCCUCCUGGCAUUUGUUCUCAUAAAAUCCAACUCAUGCCAGAUCACAAGCCCAGUAUUGAUAACCAAAGGAGACUAAAUCCUCCUACGCAAGAGAUAGUGAAAAAGGAAACCAUCAAGUGGUUGGAUGCUGAAUUUAUUUAUCCCAUUGCAGACAGUAGUUGGGUUUGUCCUAUUCAGUGUGUGCCCAGCAAAAGUGGGAUUACUGUGGUACCUAAUAUGACAAACGAGCUUGUUCAGAUGCGGCCAGUGACACGAUGGAGAAUCUUCAUAGCUCCAGAAGACCAAGGGAAGACCACAUUCACUUUCCUUUAUGGGACUUUCGCAUUCAAACAGAUGCUAUUUGGGUUGUGUAAUGCUCCAGCGACUUUCCUGCGUUGCAUGAUAUCGAUAUUUUCUGAUACGGUGGAGGAAACUAUUGAGGUAUUUAUGGAUGAUUUAUCUGUGGUAGGUGACCCAUUUGAUGGUUGCUUGGAUCAUUUGGCAGAGGUACUGAAACGGUGCGAAGAGUGCAAUCUCGUGCUAAAUUGGGAAAAGUCCCACUUCAUGGUGAAAGAAGGGAUCAUUCUGGGUCAUCGUAUUUCUAAGAAGGGUAUUGAGGUUGAUAGAGCGAAUGUCGAGAUAAUAGAAAAGCUUCCACCUCCUAUCUCUGUUAAAGGUGUUAGAUGUUUUUUUGGGCAUGCAAGCUUUUAUAGGAGGGCAUUUGGAGAGUUGAAGGAAAAGCUAGUUUCCGCACCUAUCAUUAUUUCACCAGAUUGGGGGAAACCAUUUGAGGUAAUGUGUGAUGCUAGUGGAGUGGCGCUUGGUGUGGUUUUGGGAUAG
Messenger RNA from Solanum tuberosum (potato), 1197 nucleotides. RefSeq lists its product as uncharacterized. Bases 1 to 1197 code for a protein of 398 amino acids. The transcript has 5 exons. The record is from RefSeq and is a predicted model, not a curated record. Lineage: Eukaryota; Viridiplantae; Streptophyta; Magnoliopsida; Solanales; Solanaceae.